AGGGCGGCUGAGGAGGCCAUGAUUUCAGAUCUGGACGAGAGCAACCCCGGCACGGAGUGGGAGCGGGUGGCUCGACUCUGUGACUUCAACCCCAAGUCCAGCAAGCAGGCCAAAGACGUGUCUCGCAUGCGCUCCGUCCUCAUCUCCCUGAAGCAGUCCCCACUAGUCCGCUAGGCAGCCUAGCCUGCUCAGGGUGUCAUUCCAUAUAAUCCUGUCUCAUGACGUACCAACCAACCCUACUACCGAUGUCCCACCAUCUGCAUUCUGAAGACAAGGGGACUUGCAUUCCUUCUGUCCAUACCGGUUUGCCAUGCACAGCCCUGUGGAAGGAUAUAGCCAGUGGUCCUACCCUUAUCUGUCUCCUCCUGGCAGGGCUGUAGAGAUUAGCUUUGAAACACCAGCUCACCAUUGUCUGCCCCCUGAAAGGUUUUCAUCUGUGUGACCUCUUCCGCAGACAAAUCAAGACCUUGUAAUUCCUUUUUCUUGUUGUUUAAUAUCCCGUGAUCAACUCCUAUUAGAUCGACACAAGUUGUCAUGGUCUGUGGUAUUGUGUAACACUUGUGUAAGGGUGGUGAGUUUGGACACUAAAAGGGAAAGGUUCAUGUUUGUUUGUACAACCUGCUUCACAUGGCCCCCAAACAAUAUCAUUCCCAUGAUACUGUACUCUUAACUUAACUGUCCUCUGACCUAUGAGGGUUGAUUGAUGUUAACUGGUUUCAUUAACCCUUUGCCCUCCAACACAUCGCCUCAUGUUUUCCCAUCCUUGCAAAAAAAGUAUCUUCCUAAAAAAAAAAAAAAAAUAAUUAAAAAAAAAUAUAUAUUUUUUUUUUUUUUUUUUUUUUAGGACCAAACUCUUAAAACAAAACUCCAAAUUCAGUGUGUACUUUGAACAGUGUGUGUAGAGCCUGCUUGUGGCAUAUUGUGUUAAAUUUUCCAAUCUAUGCAUUUCCUUUUGAAAAGCCUCUCCCCUCAGUCAGUCAGGAACUAUCCAAGUCAUUACAAUAAUGUAUACUAAUUAUGUGACCUGUUUGUAUGUGCGUUUAAACCUCAACUGUGUGUGUGUGUGUGUGUGUGUGUGUGUAUAUGUACUCUAUGCGUGUACCUAUGUACAUAUACAGAAGGCAUUAUAUAUACAGUAUAUAAAAUGUUUCACUGAAAUUAGACCGUUGUGGUUUUAAAGAUAAAUACAUAUUAGCCAGCUGUUGCUUGACCAUGCGUGUUCAUUGUCCAUUUGAUUUCAGUAUCAGUAAAAAAGUGAAUGAAA
Molecule: messenger RNA, 1264 nt
Organism: Micropterus dolomieu (smallmouth bass)
Lineage: Eukaryota; Metazoa; Chordata; Actinopteri; Centrarchiformes; Centrarchidae
Product: clathrin light chain A-like
Biological process (GO): intracellular protein transport; clathrin-dependent endocytosis; clathrin coat assembly
Cellular component (GO): synaptic vesicle membrane; clathrin coat of trans-Golgi network vesicle; postsynaptic endocytic zone cytoplasmic component
Molecular function (GO): clathrin heavy chain binding; structural molecule activity
Source: RefSeq, a predicted model, not a curated record